AUGGAAAAUUUCGAAUUAUUAAUGUCCUAUCGAUAUUUCAUUAGUGAUCUAUGUCAAAUGAUUAAACGAACUUAUGAUGAACAAUGUGAACGACGUCCAUCAAUGGUAUUUCGAGCAGAAUGGAUUGAUCAAUGUCAAUUUGAUAGCUUGAAAACAGCAUCAACCGAAAAAGGACAUUUAAUAUCAAUGAAUGGAUUUAUAUCAACGACUACGGAUCGAGCGAUUUCUAAUUUAUAUGCUAAUAAGCCAUGUUCACGACCGAAUGUUGUACCAGUUGUUUAUGAAAUUACCAUUGAUCCAUCAAGAUCAUGCACAGAAUUUGCUUGCAUCGAAGAUAUUUCUUAUCAUCCAGAAGAAAAAGAAGUUCUAUUUAGUAUUGGUGCAGUUUUUUCAAUUGAUUCUAUAUGUGACCCUGUCGAACCGAAUCAUUUUUAUACGGUUCAAUUAAUAGCUUGUGAAUAUAAUGAAUCAGUAAUUGAUGAUAUGAAAUUAAAACUACGAAAAUAUACACAAGCAGAAUUAUAUAUAUUAUUAAUUAAAUAUUUAAUUGAACUGGAACAAUAUCGUACAGUUAGAAAAUCAUUAAUUAAUUUAUUAGAUAAUAAACAUGUACUCGUCAAAGAUGACUCAUCAUUAGCAGCAGCGUAUAAUUGUAUGGGUGCAAUUUAUUCUCGGCAAAAAUUAUUCGGCGAUGCCAUGCUAUAUUAUAAACAAGCAUUAAAAUAUCAAGUGCGACUUGAUUCAUCCAACAACAAUGCGCUAGCAGAAUGCUACAAUAAUAUCGGUUCAGUUUUAUUGGAACAAAAAUAUUAUUAUGAGGCCUUAGAAAAUUUUGAGAUAGCACUUCGAAUUCAAAACUGUGAACCAAUUGGCAAACAACAUUUGAUAACAAUUUAUACAAAUAUGGGACGUAGUUAUACAUCGAUAGAGAACUAUAAUGAAGCAGAAAAAUGUUUCGAUAAAACGGAGCAAUUAAUUCAACAAGAUAAAAAAGAAAUUGCAUAUGAUGCUCUUGAGAAACGUCUGAUAGAAGCGGAUGCUAUAUUUUACGCAUUUUUAUUUAAAGAACAACGUGAUAGGACAACAAAUCCCCACUAUUAUUCGAACAAUCAUUACCUAUAUGCUGAUGGUUAUGAUAAUGCAAGCAAAAUUUAUGAAAAUAUUUUGCCAUUUGCGAAUACGAAAUUAAUAAAAAUAACGAAAUAUCGUAUUCUCACCAUGUAUGUCGCUUACAAAAGUGAAUAUCUUAUAUGGAACGUUUCGUUUACAAAUCUUACUAACCUACAACCGUUAGCAAGUCACACAAGUGAAUUAGAAUUAUUAAAUUUAUUGGGCAGUUUCUUUGUCAAUAAGACACUGUAUGAUAAUAAACGUUACGAUCUAGCAAUGCAAUGUUGGAAAAAUACUGUUCGACCAAUGUUCUAUUUAAAUAAUAACGAUGAUGUUGUUAAUAAUUUUGUGUAUGAAUCUUAUAACAUAGCUGUUGCAUAUUUUAGAGAACAAGAACCAACAUCACAAACUAUAUUCAGUCUUGGUAUAUUGUUCGCUCUAAAAGGUGACAUAGAUGAUGCAAUUUCAUAUUUAACUCAAACUAGUUUGAACGAUAGAAGCGAUCGUCUUAUUUGUUCGAUUUUGCUUGGUAAUCUACAUGUUUUGGAAAAGAAGUUUUCAGUGGCUGUCGAACAUUAUUCUUCAGCAUUACAGUUUGUUGAUGAAAAUGAUCAAUAUAUGAAAAUUGAACUUUAUUUGGCUUUAGCUGACUGUGAUAAAGUUAAUGGCUUACAAACAUUACAAAAUCUUGAAAACGAUAUGAAACAAUACGGUAAUGAAUUAGAUGAUGACAUAAUUAAAUUAAGAUCAAUUAUCUAUCAAAAAAUUGCUUAUGAACUAAUUAAAAAUACACAAUAUGAUAGUGCAUUAUCCUAUGCCGACAAAGCUGAAAGUUUAAAAUUAAAAUAUUUAUCAAAUAAUCAUCCAGACUUAGCUAAAAGUUACAUUUUGAUUGGUAAAAUUUAUGCAGAAAAACAAAAUUAUCGACAAGCACUUGAACAGUAUGAAAAAGCAAAUGAAAUUCAACAUGUUAAUCUGUCGAAUGAUCAUAUGGAUAUUGUGAAACUAAAACUUGAAAUUGGAUAUAUACAUUGUCAAAUGAAAAAGUUCGAUAAAUUGCCACAAAGUUUUCAUGAAAAAAUAGAAUUCUAUUCACAAAUAGAAUACUGGGCAUCAGCUAUAAAGUUUUAUCAUUUUGCUAGUGAAAUCUUUGAAAAGGAACACAAAUACGACGACGCUUAUCAAUAUGAAUUCAAUUCAGUUCUUAUUCGGCAAUAUCAAUGGCCUGAAGAUUUGGUUGUAGAAUUGUUGUAUGCAAAUACUGAAGAACUUCAUACAAUAGAAGAACUGAAACAGCUAUUACCAACUUCAAAAGUACAAUUAAAGACUAUUCUACAAAAUUUCUAUCAUGUUUUUACACAAUGCAAAGUAAUACUUGAACGGCAGCAAGCGACUAAUAACUCGGAUUCAGAUAAACUAAAAGACUGCAAUGAUAAAUUACGCAAUGUAAAAACAUUAUUGUUCUUAUUAUGGUCAAGUGAAGAGAAACAAAAGUAUGUUAGUGAUGAUCUUGUGAAUGGAGAUGCUGAGUGGCAAUUGGUUUUUAAUCGCGAAACUGUGUUUUAUGAAAUAGAAUAUAAAUUUGAAUUUUUGCUGAGGACCAAAGCAUCCAUAUCACUUGAUAUUUUUGAAAAAGAAAAAGAUAUUGCUCAAUUUCUUUCGAUAUUUCUGUAUGAUUUAUUCGCAUACUAUAAAUUUGAAAAUAUUGAUGAAAAGGCUAUUGAAGAUAUCCCCAAGAAUUUUAAUGAAAAUAGUGAUGAAUGUGUUGAUGAAAAUACUGAUAAAAAUGUCGAUGAAAAACGUGAACAAAAAUCUUCUCAACAUGUUGAAAAUCUUCUACGAGAAUAUAUUAAUUAUGGAAAAGAAUGCGUUCGAAUAAACAACCUUGUUGACGCAGCCAAAAUAUUUAUACGAGCAUUGGAGGUAUGCGAACAUUUUUUUAAACUUUUACAUCGUCCUAUUGAUAAUAACGACGACUAG
Molecule: messenger RNA, 3090 nt
Organism: Rotaria sp. Silwood1
Lineage: Eukaryota; Metazoa; Rotifera; Eurotatoria; Philodinida; Philodinidae
Source: the annotation of a GenBank genome assembly